AUGAGUGAAGAAGUACAGAAACAUAUAGACACAAUCCGUUCACAGUUUUGUGAAAGUUAUCAACAGGCUAGCGAUUUGCAUGGCAUUACAUCUGAUACGCAAUUGCAAAGUUCUGAUGAGUUGACUGAAUUGAAGAAAUUAUCACAGAUCAAUAAAGCUCAUGCCACCAAGAUUGGUAUCGUAUGCCAGCCUCAAAGGUUUUAUGACAAUCUAAAUGCAUUAAGUAAGGAGUUGCAGGAGUUUACCGCUUCACUGUUUUACACUUUGAGCUUACUCCCGCUGUUCUACCAGGAUAAGAAGGACAAAUGGGCACCAUUCUUUUUACAAAGACUGGAUUCGAAGAUUCUUGAGUUACUCAGUGGUUCGUCAGUACUAUGCAAUGAUAUUGAUGCCAUGUUGAAAGAUGAUCAGCGAGAAAAGGAAGACACAGAUAGACUGAGAUCUAUUGGUAUGAUUUGGGCCGCUUGUGAUUCGUUGGACGAGUUGGCCCAAAGGGGCCAAUUCCAUCUUUUAGGUGAUGGUGUACAUCAGAGUUGUGCUCUAGUGCAAGACGUUUUACAAGAUAUUGAACAAUGGAUUGCGAAUCCUGAAUUGGGUGACGAUUUUGAUUUGGAAGAUUUAGAAGAUUCAGAAGAUGAAAAGGACGAAAGUGGGAACGACAGUGAUCAUGGUGAUGAUGAAGUUGCAUUGCAGAAGAUGAAAGAUUUUGUUCAGGACUGGCAGAAUAAAAUUAAAAUGAUUAAAUUACUUCUAUCGUCAUUUGCGAAAUCAAUCUCCACCAAUUUUUACAAGGAUCGUAAGACAAAGGGCUCCAUCUUGCAAAAGUUGUACGAUUUGCAGAAAGACAUUGUGGCACAGGUCGAUGAAUUGCUUUCUGAUUUCUUCAUGUCAGAUGCAAGUUUUGAUCCAACCGAAUUUGAACCAACCAUCCAUAAAUUAAAUGAGUUAUUGACUCAAGUGGUUAAGAUUUUAAGAAAUUUGAAUAAAGAUGAUACAAAGAAAUCCAAAUGGAUUGAAGUCUGGGAUAAUAAGUACUUUGCCAAAUAG
Molecule: messenger RNA, 1047 nt
Organism: Zygosaccharomyces rouxii
Lineage: Eukaryota; Fungi; Ascomycota; Saccharomycetes; Saccharomycetales; Saccharomycetaceae
Exons: 1
Coding region: 1-1047 (348 amino acids)
Biological process (GO): regulation of cell cycle
Cellular component (GO): nucleus
Source: RefSeq, a predicted model, not a curated record